Messenger RNA from Pseudogymnoascus verrucosus, 801 nucleotides. RefSeq lists its product as uncharacterized. Gene Ontology annotation, cellular component: nucleus; cytoplasm. The coding region runs from base 1 to 801 and encodes 266 amino acids. The transcript is spliced from 4 exons. Gene Ontology annotation, molecular function: ornithine decarboxylase inhibitor activity. The record is from RefSeq and is a predicted model, not a curated record. Gene Ontology annotation, biological process: positive regulation of protein catabolic process. Lineage: Eukaryota; Fungi; Ascomycota; Leotiomycetes; Thelebolales; Thelebolaceae.
AUGGCGCUUUUACAAACCAAAAGUAACAGUCAAAGUAAUAAUUGCAGUGGCGAGGUGGUUGCACGUCGUGCUGUCGUCCUCGCCUCGGCUUAUGUCGUCGAUCGUACUUCGAUAUUGACUGGAUUCCACUACUCCACUACCGGGGCGGACGGGGCACAGUGCCCCCCCCUCGCGGCCUUCACCUCAGCCAACGAACUCGCCUACGUCUCCGCGGGCAAAUCCCGGAGACACGGCGACGAUGGCACCGCGGUGAGGGGGGGGCGUGCCGGCGGGGCAGCGCAUUCCAUUCGGGAAGAGUGUGAGAGACUCUUCUGCGAGACCAUGACUACUGUAUUCCUUGGUGAGAGGGACUCGAUAGCGCAUGGCUCCUACGAAUGGACUGCGAACGCGCAUUCACCCCCACAAGAGGGGAUGGAUGGGCAGAGCUAUUUCAAGAACGCGGUCCAGCGCCACAAUGGCGUUGGGUCGUGGCUGGAGCUCUGGGACUAUGCCGGCGGGUGUAGUUUCAAGGGCUUCGUGGCCGGGGCAGACGACGAAAGGUGUCUGUUCACGUUUUUUGAUCACUCAGUUAUCAAUCGCGAUUUGAAGCAAGCAUUGAUGGCAAUAAUCGAUCUGGCAAGCAGUCCCUUGGGAUGUUCUCAGGUUGUGGUUUGCCUCGACAGGUCGAUUUCGGCCGAGGAUAGCAAGUCACUACUGAAGAGCCUCCGAUGGGUCGGCUUCGAGCUGGUCACACUCGACUUAUGGGCAGAAUCACGCAGCAGCCCGAGCAACGAGUGGCUUUUCCUUGGAAUGGAGUUGUAG